GGGUCGUCCAUAUUGUUUUUGUUGUUAAAAAUCUUUACAAUAUAGACUUGUUUAAAUUUGGAUUAAUAAAAAAUUAUCAAUUUUUUCAAGUGUCAUACAAUUGGGGUUAUAAUAAAAAUUGAAAUAAUGUCACAAUUAUUGAUUAUACCUAAUUUUGUCGGCCAACGAAAUCUAUGAAAUUUUGUUCUAAGAAAAUGCAUAAUAGACAUUCAAUGUACUAAGUAUUCUGCUUAAAAUAAGUAUCCAAAGAUGGAUUUUAGAUUAUGGAUGUGGUGUUUAUGUUGCACUCUAGUUUUAGUUACUUUAUGUAAUAGUGCAAGUCGGCAUGUCCCAGUUCCUAUCACAAAAUGUGAAUUUUACAAUCGAACAUUGUGUGGCUCAUCACAUGGAUUGAAUGGCUGUGGAAAUGUUACACAAGAAUGCACACCUGCUGAAAAUGACAAACCAUCUUCUUGUUUUGCAGUAUGGACUAAUAAUACCAAGACAAAUGAACUAACUAUUGAACUAAAGGGUUGUUUUUUGAAUAAUGUUGAGUGUCAUGGUCAGAAACAAUGCAAAGCCAAAAAAGAAGAAAUUAAACCAAAUGGAUACAUGUUUUGUUGUUGUGAAGGUGAUUUAUGUAAUAGAGAACUUUUGUGGGAGCCUGUACCUACGAUUCCUAAAAUUGAACCUUCUGCUAAACCAAUCCAUGAUGAUGAUGAAUUAAUUAACACUGUAGUAUUUUCUACAAUACCCUUAGUAGCAGUAGCAAGUAUGUUUUUAUUUGUAUAUUGGGUAUAUAAACGAAGAAAAAUACCACAGUUCUCACAUGUUCCAUCUUCUGAUAGUUCACAAUUGGGUAACUGUUCUCCAGUACUCGGGAACCGUCCUAUCCAAUUAGUUGAAGUUAAAGCACGUGGUCGCUAUGGAGCAGUAUGGAAGGCACUUCACAAAAAAGAUGCAGUCGCAGUCAAAAUAUUCCCUCUACAGGACAAAAAUUCAUGGUUAGUAGAGCAAGAUAUUUAUCAAUUGCCUCAUAUGCAACAUGACAAUAUAUUAUCUUUCAUUGGAGCUGAAAAACAUGCUAGUGCUAUUGAAGGAGCUAAAAAUGAAUAUUGGCUCAUUACAGCUUAUCAUGAUUAUGGAUCACUUUGUGAUUAUUUGAAAUCUAAUGUAUUAACGUGGGAUCAACUUUGCCAUAUUGCUCAAUCUAUGGCUAGAGGUUUAAUGCACUUACAUGAAGAGAUACCUUCAGAGCGUAUUGAUCAAUAUAAACCUGCUAUUGCUCAUAGAGACUUCAAAAGUAAUAAUGUUCUACUUAAACAUGAUUUAACAGCAUGCAUUGCAGAUUUUGGUCUUGCUUUGGUGUUCCAACCUGGAAAAUCAUGUGGGGACACACAUGGCCAAGUUGGUACUAGAAGAUAUAUGGCACCCGAAGUAUUAGAGGGAGCUAUCAACUUUUCAAGAGAUGCAUUUUUAAGAAUAGAUAUGUAUGCGUGUGGAUUAGUACUUUGGGAAUUAGCUACAAGAUGCACAGCUCAACAAGGAACAAUUCCUGACUAUCGUCUACCUUUUGAAGAAGAAGUUGGUCAACAUCCUUCUUUAGAAGAUAUGCAAGAAUGUGUAGUACACAAAAAACUAAGACCUGCAUUCAAAGAUAAUUGGAAAUCUCAUCCAGGAUUAAUUGCUCUAUGUGAUACUAUGGAAGAAUGUUGGGAUCAUGAUGCAGAAGCAAGAUUAUCAGCUUCUUGUGUAAUGGAACGUAUCACAUGGCAAUGUCGUCGUUAUAAUAGCACAACUACAUCGUCUUUUGGCCCAACAACACCUUCAUCUAAUAUAAUUAAUUUAUCUUCAACUAAAAUAAUAGUACAAAAAAAUAACCCUAACUGGGACUAAGUUAAAAGAGCUGAGAACAAUUUUCACUCUGUUAGAUCUGCAACCGACUAUUGUACCAAUAUUCUAGUUAUAUUGUUAAAUUAAUUCAAUACACUGAUUGUUUUAGCUGUGUUUGAUGUACCAAAUCUUAAGGUAUAUUUUUGCGCCAUUAUUUUUAUUUCUAAAUAGGAUUUUUCUAAGAUUUCAAGUUAAGAAAUGAUAUAUUUAAUUCUUUUUUACUAAGUUGUUAGAAGUGAUAA
This is a messenger RNA of Daktulosphaira vitifoliae (grape phylloxera), 2114 nucleotides long. Its product is annotated as activin receptor type-2B-like. Gene Ontology annotation, molecular function: ATP binding; activin receptor activity; activin binding. Gene Ontology annotation, cellular component: activin receptor complex; plasma membrane. The record is from RefSeq and is a predicted model, not a curated record. Bases 250 to 1875 code for a protein of 541 amino acids. Gene Ontology annotation, biological process: activin receptor signaling pathway; cellular response to growth factor stimulus; protein phosphorylation. The transcript is spliced from 9 exons. Lineage: Eukaryota; Metazoa; Arthropoda; Insecta; Hemiptera; Phylloxeridae.